UUCGCCAACCUGCAGUUCCUGCGAGCACACGGGAUGGAGCUGCUCUUGAGCUGCGGCUCCAAUGCCACCGCCGACGCCGACGGCCGGAGAUGGGUCGGCGACAUGGCCCCCGGACUGAACUUCACCCUGAGCAGCCCGGGGAUCGCCGCUCUCUUGGCCGGGAGCAGCAAUGGCACCCAAGUCUUCGGGCCGGUGUACCGCUCCGCGCGUCUCUUCACCACGGCGGCUUGGUAUGACUUCGCCGUGCUGCCGGGGAACUACUGCGUCAGGCUACAUUUCUUCCCCGCCACGUUCGGGAACUUCAGCGCCAACAGUUCGGUGUUCGAUGUCGUCGCGAAUCAGUUCAAGCUGGUCUCGAAGUUCAACGUGUCGGAGGAGGUUGUUUGGAGGAGCUCCGUGAGCGGUUCUGCCGUCACCGCAGUUGUCAAGGAGUAUUUUCUUGUGGUCGAUACUCAUCAACUGCAGAUCGAGUUUGGUCCGAGCCCUGGGUCAUUCGCCUUUGUGAAUGCCAUCGAGGUGAUGCUCACUCCGGACAACUCCUUCAACGACACGGUGAGCAGAGUUGGUGGUGUAGAUGCUUCUGAAUUAAGCAGCCGAGCUGUUGAGACUAUGUACCGGCUGAAUAUUGGAGGGCCUGCACUUGCGUCUUCACUUGAUCAGUACCUGCAUAGACCAUGGCACACUGAUGAGGCAUUCAUGUUCUCUGCGAAUGCUGCUUUGACCGUGUCCAACACUUCAGGCAUAAGGUAUGUCUCGAGCAAUGACUCCUCGAUUGCUCCCAUUGAUGUCUAUGAGACCGCAAGAAUCAUGAGCAACAACAUGGUUGUGGACAAGCGGUUCAAUGUGACAUGGAGAUUCUUUGUCCACCCCAAUUUUGAUUACUUGGUCCGCCUUCAUUUCUGUGAGCUUGUCUACGACAAGUCCAGCCAGAGGGUUUUCAAGAUCUACAUCAACAACAAGACAGCUGCUGAGAACUACGAUGUGUAUGCUAGGGCCGGGGGUAUCAACAAGGCAUAUCAUGAGGACUACUUCGACAGCUUGCCGCAGCAGGUAGACUCACUUUGGCUUCAGCUAGGCCCAGACUCCAUGACAAGUGCUUCAGGCACUGAUGCGCUUCUCAAUGGUUUGGAGAUUUUCAAGCUCAGCAAAAAUGAUAAGCUUGAUUAUGUGCUUGGUCAUAUUGACAUGGGAAACCAUAGGAGGAAUUCCAAGGGUGGGAAGAGGAUAAGUUUAUGGGAGGAACUUGUUAUUGGCUCGGCCGCUUUUGUGGCGCUGGCAAGUGUUGUUCUGUUCUCAUGGUGCUAUGUAAGAAAGAAACGAAAAGCUGCCCACAAGGAGGUCCCUGCCGGUUGGCAUCCUCUGGUGCUUCAUGAGGCUAUGAAAAGUACUACAGAUGCCCGCGCAUCCACUAAAGCACCCUUGACACGCAAUUCAUCUUCCAUUGGUCAUAGGAUGGGCAGACGAUUCAGCAUCGUUGAUAUUAGGGCUGCCACAAAGAACUUUGACGAGUCAUUGGUCAUUGGUUCUGGAGGUUUUGGCAAGGUUUACAAGGGUGAGGUUGAUGAGGGCAUCACAGUGGCAAUCAAGCGUGCUAAUUCAUUAUGUGGCCAGGGUCUGAAAGAAUUUGAAACAGAGAUUGAGAUGCUCUCCAAGCUCAGGCACCGGCACCUUGUUGCAAUGAUUGGAUAUUGUGAAGAGCAGAAGGAGAUGAUUCUGGUCUAUGAAUACAUGGCCAAGGGGACAUUGCGAAGCCAUCUUUAUGGAAGUGGCCUCCCACCUUUGACAUGGAAGCAACGGAUUGAUGCCUGCAUUGGCGCGGCCCGUGGGCUUCACUACCUUCACACUGGAGCUGACCGAGGUAUAAUUCAUAGGGAUGUAAAGACUACUAACAUCCUGUUGGAUAAGAACUUUGUUGCAAAAAUAGCAGACUUUGGUUUGUCGAAAACUGGGCCAACAUUGGACCAGACCCAUGUUAGUACAGCAAUUAGGGGAAGCUUCGGGUACCUUGAUCCUGAGUACUUCCGAAGGCAGCAAUUGACACAAAAGUCUGAUGUCUAUUCUUUUGGAGUGGUGCUAUUUGAAGUUGCUUGUGCAAGGCCAGUUAUAGACCCCACUGUGCCGAAGGAUCAAAUCAACUUGGCAGAGUGGGCAAUGAGAUGGCAGCGUCAGCGUUCGCUAGAAGCAAUAGUGGAUCCACAGCUGGAUGGUGACUACUCGCCAGAAUCGUUGAAGAAGUUUGGUGAUAUUGCGGAGAAGUGUCUUGCUGAUGAUGGGAGAACUAGGCCAUCAAUGGGUGAGGUCUUGUGGCACCUGGAGUAUGUGCUGCAGCUCCAUGAAGCUUACAAACGCAAUCUGGACUGUGAGUCAUUUGGAAGCAGUGAACUGGGAUUUGCCGAUAUGUCUUUUAGCAUGCCUCACAUCAGAGAGGGAGAAGAGGAGCAUCACUCGAAGCAAUCAGGCAUCAGAGAAGAUUCAGCCCCCUGAGGUUUCUGACAUGUGGUAACCCACUGAACUAUCUCGAUUGAAUAACUGUGGUCUUGAUGUAAAAUUGUGAUAUAUUCUUCACUUAGAUUCUUCUUAUUCUUUUGGGUGUUGUCCUGCUCGACAAGUGUAGAAUAAUAGGAUUUUGUAGAUUACCAAAAAAAAGGAACUUGGAAGCGUCAAGUUUUUCCUUGACACCCUGCUCUAUCAUGCCAUUUGUUUAAC
Messenger RNA from Lolium rigidum, 2706 nucleotides. Its product is annotated as probable receptor-like protein kinase At1g30570. Gene Ontology annotation, molecular function: ATP binding; transmembrane receptor protein tyrosine kinase activity. Gene Ontology annotation, cellular component: plasma membrane; plasmodesma. The coding region runs from base 34 to 2484 and encodes 816 amino acids. The record is from RefSeq and is a predicted model, not a curated record. The transcript has a single exon. Gene Ontology annotation, biological process: protein autophosphorylation. NCBI's taxonomy places the organism in Eukaryota, Viridiplantae, Streptophyta, Magnoliopsida, Poales, Poaceae.